Molecule: messenger RNA, 3658 nt
Organism: Chrysemys picta bellii (western painted turtle)
Lineage: Eukaryota; Metazoa; Chordata; Testudines; Emydidae
Gene: PAK5
Product: p21 (RAC1) activated kinase 5
Biological process (GO): regulation of MAPK cascade; intracellular signal transduction; cytoskeleton organization
Cellular component (GO): cytoplasm
Molecular function (GO): protein serine/threonine kinase activity; ATP binding
Source: RefSeq, a predicted model, not a curated record
GCAUGGGGGACUGGCUUGGUCCAGGGCAGGAGAAGCCGCUAGAUUUGGUCUCUGUGGAGGAUGCACUUGGGGUAUCGACAUCACCAGGCUCCGGCUCUUUCUUUCCCCUUCCUCAGCGCUGCACCCUCUAGGCAGCUGGGCGUCUCCGCGUCGACCAGGGCGAGGCGAGCUUGAGCUCCGCCAGUCACAGCCCGGAUGUAGCAGCAGCAGCAGCAGCAGCCCGGUGUCGGCUCCCCCCGCCUGCCAGGGACACACGCCGCGAGCCCGGGCUCGCAGGAACAUGGCGCUCGGAGCGGUGUAGCGGCGGACGCGGGAGGCGGCGCGUGCAGCCCGGGCUCGCCUGGCAGCCGGGCACUAGAUCACCGAUGAAAAUGUCAAAUAGUGUCAGGCUAGUACCAAUUCCUGCAGAAAGUUCCUGGAAACAAUCCCCAUUGGAUGAUGAUUCCCCAUUGAUGACUGCUUUGAGCUAUUAGAGACACAAAGUUUUUUGAUGGCUACAGACGCCUCCUGGAAAGAGGUGUCACUGCAGUAAGGUGAAAGAUCUGGAUUUCUCCAAAAAGCUUACUUUCAUCAAAACUUACUUACAUCAAUACCAACCAGUCAAAUCAAGGAGGGGCAAGACCUAUUAGUCAGAAUGACAAAUGGUGAUGUAAAAAUCCAAAAUAUAUUGCUCAUGGGACAGCUAUCAAGAAACACCCUGCUGUGCUGUGGUGUGGCGAAUGAAGGCAUUUUCAACCAUAAACAAGGUUUUUCCACCAUGUUUGGAAAGAAAAAGAAAAGGCUUGAAAUUUCUGGACCGUCAAAUUUUGAGCACCGGGUUCACACUGGAUUUGAUCCCAGAGAACAAAAAUUUACAGGACUACCUCAACAGUGGCACAGCUUGCUAGCGGACACCGCAAACAGGCCGAAGCCUAUGGUGGACCCUUCAUGUAUCACACCCAUCCAGCUUGCUCCCAUGAAGACUAUCGUUAGAGGAAAUAAACCUCAAAAGGAUACUUCAAUCAAUGGCCUGCUAGAAGAAUUUGACAAUAUCUCAGUGACACGCUCUAAUUCCCUACGGAAGGAAAGUCCUCCCACUCCACACCAAGGAAACUCAAACCAUGUACAAAGCCACCAGGAAGAAAAUGGUUAUAUCACAUAUUCUCAGUAUUCCAGCGAGUCGGACACCACGGCAGACUAUGUCACUGAAAAAUAUAGAGACAAGAGUCUUUAUGGGGAAGAGUUAGACAGAUACUGCCAAGGUAGCUUCACCCCAAAACAGAAUGGACACGUGAUGAAAACAAAACCCAGAGACACCUAUUAUUCAGAAAUUAAGCCCCUGAAGUCAGACAUCUCAAGGUUCCUUCCAGAUUACCAUACACACAUGGAAACAAAAAGCAAACCAAUUGAGUACAGUGGCCUAAAGUUGGAAUAUCAAAGGAUUCUUAGUGGAUCGUCUCUAGACUACAGAGAACCUUUUCACUACGCUCCAUCUAGAACUUCAGUGCAGAGUGAGUGCUCAAAAGAGAGACUGGAAUACAGUGACAGCGACUGGGGAAAUGGACCAGACAAGGAUGACUAUGACAAAAGACCGAAGUCGUCCUAUGUAAACCAGACAAGUCCUCAGCCAGCCAUGAGACAGAGAUCCAGAUCAGGUUCGGGUCUUCAGGAACCAGUCGUGCCAUAUGGAGCAAGUGCUUUUAAAUCAAAUCAGCAAGGGCAUUCGUAUAGUUCAUACACCUACCCUCGCUUGUCGGAAACGGCAGGAGGCAUUCCAAAGGUGGAUUACGAUCGAGCACAGAUGGUAGUUAGCCCACCACUAUCUGGAUCAGAUACCUACCCUAGAGGCCCAACAAAGCUACCUCAAAGUCAAAGCAAAGUUAGCUGUUCAGGUAGUAGCUUCCAGUAUCCUUCAGUCUAUCACAAAGCCUCUCAUUAUCACCAGCCAGCCCUCCAGUCAAGCUCUCCUUAUAUUUCCACGGCUUCUUACCCAAGCUCCCCAAGUAUCACAUCAAGUGCUUAUCCCCCACCUAGCUGGGGUUCAUCCUCCGAUCAGCAGCCCUCCAGGGUGUCACACGAACAGUUCAGAGCUGCCCUCCAGCUCGUUGUCAGUCCCGGCGACCCCAGAGAGUACUUGGACAACUUUAUCAAAAUAGGAGAAGGCUCCACGGGGAUCGUUUGCAUUGCCACUGAGAAGCACACCGGAAAGCAAGUCGCAGUGAAGAAAAUGGAUCUCAGGAAACAGCAGAGAAGAGAAUUACUCUUCAAUGAGGUUGUAAUAAUGAGGGAUUACCAUCAUGAAAAUGUGGUUGACAUGUACAACAGUUAUCUCGUGAGCGAUGAGCUCUGGGUUGUUAUGGAGUUUCUGGAAGGUGGUGCUUUGACAGACAUAGUGACGCAUACAAGAAUGAAUGAAGAGCAGAUAGCUACAGUUUGUCUGUCUGUACUGAGAGCGCUGUCCUACCUGCACAAUCAAGGGGUUAUUCACCGCGAUAUAAAAAGUGACUCUAUACUUCUCACGAGCGAUGGAAGGAUAAAAUUAUCGGAUUUUGGGUUCUGUGCCCAAGUUUCCAAGGAAGUUCCGAAAAGGAAAUCUCUUGUUGGAACACCAUACUGGAUGGCACCGGAGGUGAUAUCCAGACUGCCUUAUGGAACUGAGUUGCACAGUUCAACAACUGUUGGUCCAUUGCAGGUGGAUAUCUGGUCACUUGGUAUCAUGGUAAUAGAAAUGAUAGAUGGAGAACCACCUUAUUUCAAUGAGCCACCGCUCCAAGCAAUGCGCAGAAUCCGAGAUAACUUACCCCCACGAGUGAAGGACAUACAUAAGGUUUCCUCAGUGCUCCGCGGGUUCUUAGAUCUGAUGUUGGUGAGGGAGCCCUCCCAGAGAGCAACAGCACAAGAACUAUUAAGACAUCCGUUUUUGAAACUGGCAGGCCCUCCUGCUUGUAUUGUGCCACUCAUGAGGCAAUACAGACACCGUUGAAUUCAGUGAAUUUUCAGGAGGCGGCGUGUACAGAAGUUGGAGAAAGACUUGCCAAGGAAUCCAGAGCUUGUGUGGAAACCAUGGGGAAGUGCAACACUACAGAAAUUUAUCAGAGUCAGAACAGCUCUAUGGAAAUAAUACAGUGUACAAAACAAUGAGGUGCUCUCCUGGGUUAUAAAGGACUUGCGACGUUCCUUCGCCACUAAAUCAGUCAUCUGUUGGCUUCUAGCACUGUCGCAUGAAGCACGUUUUCCACAGGUAGUCAUCUCUUAGCCUUUCAGCCAUCAAAGCAGACGGACUCAAUUACACAUGUGGUUGUGGGGGAGGGGGCGAAAGAUAAUAGAUUAUAGCACAACCGGGAUAAAACACCAGAAUUUUAUUGAAAAAGUAAACGAUAUGACACUUCUAUUUCAGAAGAACACUUUUCUGGCAAAAAAAGCACUUUUGAUCUCAAUCAUAGCAGUGUAAUGUAUUUUGAAAUGAAUUUGUAAUUUUCUGUAUAGUACUUUUUUGAUAAUUUACAGUACUUUGAUGUUAUGUACCCAUCGUGCUAGUUGAAGUAAUAAGAGGAACUUAGCAAGCGUUUGAACAAAACCUUUCCUACUUUUUUAUCCCUUUUGAAAACAGAAAAAAAAAAAACCUUUAGGAACUUAGAAUGUUGGCAGAUUUUCCAGGAAUUUAAAUAACAGACACAGA